AACCGUCGCUUCCGUGGUAGACGAUGGACCGGAGAGAUAAGCAAUCUCCUCAAGGAAGAAUAUUUUAAUCCCUCCUAAUUUUGGGUUCUUAGCACCUGAUUAUCAAAUAAUCUGCUAAUAGUUAAAGCUUAAGGCUUUGAGAUGAUUGUUCGUUGGGUAGUAUUUUUAGGAAUUGUUCAACCUUUUCAUUUCUUUCCGAGCAAUCAAAGAAGAAUGUACGCUUUGUCAGAGAUAUAUGAAUUUCUUGAGUUUGUUUCUUUGUUCACUCUUUGGCUACUAUUACUAAAAGGAUUCUGAUAAUGAAGAAAAGAGUAUCAGGAAAUACCCUUAAAGAGACUGUAAUACUUUGGGUUCUAAAUCAGGCAAUAAAUUUGUGGGUGUAUAUAUAGUAUAAUAGAUAAUUUUUUGGUUCACAAAGGUGCUUUUGAAAGGGGGAGAUAUAUGAAUGUGGUUGUACAGAAGGCAAGACACCCUCAGCUACAAGAAUAUAUCCAUUCUGCUGUUGCUGGGCUUCUUCCUUUUAUCCAAAAGGGUCUAGUGGAAAGAGUUGCUGUUAUUUUUUCCAACAAUGACAACAUUCCAGUAGAGAGAUUUGUUUUCAAGCUAACAACAAAUCAAUGCGAUGGCUUGGAUGUGGAAGAGAGUGGUCUAGAAUUCUCUCUUAGAUCAUUCUUGAUCAAGCUUUCAGUCUCCCAGCCACUUAUGAAGGUUUUACCCUGUGUUGAUUGCAGGUGGGAGAUAACAGCUUAUUUUCGUUCCCUUGCUCAGGCUAACAUGGGCAAGGAAGCAGACUUGUGGAUUCCAACCAACAUAAAGCAGUGGCAGCAACCUCCACUAAUCACCCCAAUCAAGUCAAUGAGUACUGACCCUUUGUCUUUGCAGUUAUACCUUGAACAUCCGAGCAUAUCUGAACCAAACCCAAAGCCUUAGCAGGGAACUUCCGCAGCAUGACAGCGCAACAUAUAUAUACCACAUAGUUGUGUGGUUGCUCUGAAGCUAUGGAAGUCACUGGUUUUUUUAAUUUUGUAUCCCCUUUUUCUUCCUAUAUUUCAUCCUUCCAUAACAAUUUGUUCAUAUUGGCAACUUCUCUGUUUUAUGAUGGUUCAAGGGUGUGGUAGGUUAGUUGUUCUCUUGAGGACUGGUGAGGAAGCACUCACAUGUGGGAAGCAUUUGGUUGUAGCAGAUUGGUGUAUUAAUGGACAGUAGAGCUUCCCCUCAAGCUUUCAAUGGAGAUACCCAAGCUUACAUUUGAAAAUUUGAAAGUCUCCCGGCAGUAUGGAAGUGAUGGGGUGAUUUAGGUGUCUGAUAAAAAGGCAACUUUUCUACAUACUCCUGUAAUGAAUUACUUAGGAGAGAGAGAAGUGUGGUUAAUUUUCAUAGAUUAAUGUGGUCAACUAGCUGCAUCCCAAGCAUAGCUUCAUUUUAUGGGUUAUUGACUUUUUUUUUU
This is a messenger RNA of Rubroshorea leprosula, 1447 nucleotides long. The record is from the annotation of a GenBank genome assembly. NCBI's taxonomy places the organism in Eukaryota, Viridiplantae, Streptophyta, Magnoliopsida, Malvales, Dipterocarpaceae.